This is a messenger RNA of Solanum lycopersicum (tomato), 1455 nucleotides long. RefSeq names its product ankyrin repeat domain-containing protein EMB506, chloroplastic. Gene Ontology annotation, biological process: protein targeting to chloroplast. Gene Ontology annotation, cellular component: chloroplast outer membrane. Gene Ontology annotation, molecular function: protein binding; chloroplast targeting sequence receptor activity. Lineage: Eukaryota; Viridiplantae; Streptophyta; Magnoliopsida; Solanales; Solanaceae. The record is from RefSeq and is a predicted model, not a curated record.
UCGGCCCCAAAUGGAUGAAGCCCAUUAGAGAGGCCCAAGUUAAUCUUGUCUGAACAAGUUAACCUUGCCUCUUACCUGUUUGAUGAAAUUCCUCAAAGAAAGUAAAUUAUCCAAGUUGUUGAUCAAUGGGAAUCUUCAAUUUGGUGUUAUAGUUUAGUAUAAAGAUUGAAAAUGGAGAAAAUAAUGGUGUUGCAGUGUAAUUCAUCUUCUCUAUUUACGCAGCUAUGGCCAAUGACAGUUACAGCUACGGCUUAUACCUGCAGGUUUAGCUGCUCUAAUGUUGUUUCUCACAGAUUUACAAGAAGAAUUAACAUGGGGUUUCGUUCUUUUCAAGAAAUUUCUACAAGGAAUAGUGUUGUUAACUUAAGAAAAGCUCAUUUUUGGGAAGAUCCUGAUGAUGGUAGUGAUAGUGAAGAAGAAGAAGAAGAAGAAGAGGAGAGGGAAGAAGAUAUGGAUGUUGAGAGUAGCUUUGAAUAUGAAGAAAAUAGAGCUAUGGACAAUUCUACAAAUGGUUUGUCUAACAGGGAAGAUGAGUUUGUGAAAGAAGUUGAACAGCUUUUGAGUCCAGAGGAAAGGGAAAUUUUGUAUCACAAUCAAACUCCAGAGCUGGAUAAGAUAUCAACUGAAAAAUGGAACCCUCUUCACACUUUUGCACUAGCAGGGCAGAUACGAUUUAUGGAUAGACUUCUAGAGGAGGGUCUUGAUAUUGAUGCCGUUGACAAGGAAGGGCAAACAGCUCUUCACCAUGCCGUUUUUGGUAAAAAAGAGGCUGUGAUCAGUCAUCUUCUAAGAAAAGGUGCAAACCCUCAAGUCAGGGAUACGGAUGGUGUCACCCCUCUACAUUAUGCAGUUCAAGUAGGAGCCUUGCAAACGGUUAAAAUGUUAAUCAAAUACAAGGUUGACGUGAAUGCUGCUGAUAAUGUUGGUUGGACGCCACUGCACGUGGCCAUGCAAAGCAGAAACAGAGACAUAGCAAAAGUUCUUCUUGUCAAUGGAGCAGAUAAGUACAGAAAGAAUAAGGAUGGUAAAACACCCCUUGAUAUUAGCCUUUGUUAUGGCAAAGAUUUCAAGUCUUAUGAUCUGGCUAAGUUACUGAAGCUUGUAAAUGCUAAUAGAGAGCUGUGAUUUGCAUUUUUACUCCCAUCAAAGAUGAAGACAAUCAAUCAUAGUCAAAGAGGAAGUUCUUCAACGCGUUGAGACGGAUACAUAGAAACACAAUUCAGAGCAACUUUUGGACAUGGAAUCACUAGAAUUUUAGAAUAUUUGGGCAGUUGUGUAGUCAGUCUUGCAACAGAUUUGUAAAAAUAGAACAGAACUUGUUUUCUUAUGAUAUGUAUGUGCUUGUGUAGAUUUUAGCACAUUAUAUUGUGCUUGCAUCAGGUGAAUAGGCAAGUCAUGUAUUUACAUGGACUUUACCCCUACCUCACGGUAAUGAAGAAAAAAAAAGCAGUACAA